Clonostachys solani is the source of this 1068-nucleotide messenger RNA. Lineage: Eukaryota; Fungi; Ascomycota; Sordariomycetes; Hypocreales; Bionectriaceae. The record is from the annotation of a GenBank genome assembly.
AUGUCGUUGCUCCUUACAUUCUGGAAACUCCACGACCUACUCGGCUUCUGGUCCCUUGGUGGGUUUCAGACCGCCCUAGGACUGUCUAACGCCGUCUUCCGCAUCUCGUUUGAUGGUCAUGCGCGGCUGUAUUCCAUCGAACAGCUCUGGCUCCAUCAGGCACUGAAAAUUGACGGACGGUACUACGAGCUGACCUGGAUGCACUUCUUUGCCGAUUCCACAAAACUCUCUGAUUCCGCAGUCGAAGAAGAUGAAAGCUACGCUCAAGGUGAAGAUGACGCAGACGGAAAUGCGACAUCCAGGCGCACAAUCCUAUCCGAACGGUGUAUUGGACAGACAUACAUGACAAGGGAGGAGAUACUACAAACUGGCAACGAGUUGAUCAAGACCUCACCAGGAUACGAUCUAUUCUCUUACAACUGCACCUGGCUCCGACACAAUCUAUUCCUCCGCAUCAAAUAUGACGGCUCAGCGGAACAGAAGAACCCCUUCCUCCGCCGUAGCUCCUUGGCGUCUCAGCUCCCAUACUAUGACUUCUUGCCUCUGAUCGCCAGGUACAUCUACGCUCUCGCUUCCGCCAGCGAUGAGUCUUCUUACUUCUGGCAGAAUCCCGCAUCCGGUCUCCUCUGGAUCGUCUUUGAGCUCUUGAUGCUCUCCAUGGAGGCCCGUGCAGUGGUGGUCUGGUCAUCUACAGUCCUUUGUCGAGUAUACCGAUCUCGAAUGAUUGUCCCCAUAGCGAUCGGGAUUCUAUUCUUGCAGCACGCGUAUCAGCAUCUUAAUGAUGGUAGGCUGUUCUCCUGGUACUCACCAGUAUACGGCGACAACAUGGGCGCUACGAUGGCAUUGAUAUAUUACACCAUGAUGCCGAUCACCACAGCGUAGAUGACUCGCGCCUCUCAUGAGAGAUUUGAGGUUGUCACCGAUGACGAUGCCGACAUCGACGGGAUUUAUUAUCCUCAUCACCCUCCUACAGAGACGGGAUCAACAGCGUCCGCCGUCACCCCUCAAGUAACCGUCAGAAUCAGAUCAGAGUAUGGGGAACGCCUCCCAGGGGAGACAAUCGCCUAG